Molecule: messenger RNA, 579 nt
Organism: Gilbertella persicaria
Lineage: Eukaryota; Fungi; Mucoromycota; Mucoromycetes; Mucorales; Choanephoraceae
Exons: 2
Coding region: 67-486 (139 amino acids)
Biological process (GO): regulation of DNA-templated transcription
Molecular function (GO): DNA-binding transcription factor activity
Source: RefSeq, a predicted model, not a curated record
GUAUAAAUACACUCGGUAUUAGUUUUAUAACUCUCUCUUUCUUUUUCUCUUAUAUAUACAUAUAAAAUGGACCAUCCUAGAAGCUGUAUGUCUAUUCAUGCUAUUGUUGACCAUGAAGCCCCAUUAUCACCACCUGAUUCCUUUAAGAGUCGAUCACCUACUCUCUCACCUCAAAUGGAAUAUAUGCCAUGUCCUGAAGAAAGAAGACGUAAUAGUCUGCAAUUACCAAUGUCAAUAGAAGAACGACGGUACAGAAACAAACUUGCUUCUGCUAAAUAUCGAGCAAAAAAGCAAGCAAGUAUGAAAUCAAUGACAGCUAAAGUAUCACAAUUAAUGGCAUCGAAUUCAAGUCUUCAACGAGAAUUAUCAAAAGUAAAGCAAGAAAAUGAAGUAUUGCGUGCCAUGUUAUUGAAUCAACAACAACAGCAAUUGCCUUCUUAUUCUGUGCCAUCCCCACCUCAUGUUCCACCUGCAUCUUUUUACUAAGCAUUUUCUCUCUCUUUUUUUUAAUUUGUAAAUUUUUUUCUUUUUUUGUAUACCUUUCUUUGUUUUGUUUUUUUUCUUUCUUUCUUUUCUUUC